GGUUGUUUAGGAUCUUUAAAUGGCUUGUGUUAGUCAGAUGUCAAUGUCUCUGAUAUUGAAAUUUGAUGACAAGAAUUCAGUAGAAAUUGUGUGUGCACUUCUUUUCUUAUGGAACUAAUCAUUGGAGAUGAAAGGACUGAUUUCUUUCGACAGUUAAGAAUGGAAUCCUUAACAUCCCACCUUCCUAAGGUGGAUGACAAGGCUCUUGAGUUUGAUGUGAACAUUCAGGAUGGCCAGUUUAACCACGAGGGGCGAUAUUUCAUACGACUGUCUAUCCAGAGCCUUCACACUAAAGACUACAGUGGAAUACAGAUCCGUAAAGGACCAAAGGCUCCUUACAGGUACGAGAAUGAAGUGGAAACUGACGUGGUGACACAGCCGGAGUCUGCAGUCCUAUGUCGAUUUCAGGACAAGCAGUUUACGUUCAGGCUCCCAGUCGGAUUUUGUAAGAAUGACAAGAAUCAUGACCUGUAUUUGCUGGUGGAGGCUUUCAAUCUACCGAGUAAUGGUGGCAUGGGCAAGAAGGUCGGGGAGGGUAAAUUUGCGAUCUACCCGAGGUCGAAUGCCCCGAGGAUUAAAGCUAAUGUGGAACCAGGGGAAGAUUUCUACAAUUUCACAGAUGUCCUGUCCCUCUUGAGGACAGUCAGCACUGACAGUGUACAGAUGCAUUGUGGGAGGAUUCGCAGUGUUUAUGCAUUGAGAGAAGUGGUUGUCCCAAAACCAAAGUCGCCACUAAAAACACCACCUAAGAAAACUGUAAAGAGACAGACUCCUCCACCCAGACCAAAAGCCCCUCCCUCCCCCACGAGCUCAUGGGGAGGGGACAAUGUCUCCAUUCUGCAGCCUGCCUCGCCACCCUUCCCUCCUCUCUCUGAUGGUAAAAUGGUAAUGGAGGAUCCAUUGAAGGACAAAGAUAGACAGACGUACAAGAUCCAGCCCUCGUACCGACACGUGUCAGGGUUCGGUCAGGAACAGAUCGAUGUCCUCCUCCACGGAGCUUCCAGUCUCCCCAACACCGACGACGGAACAACACCUCAGGCUUUUGUCAUUGUGAAGAAGAAAUCGGAUGAAGACCAGACGGGAGCUGUGACCCAUGCUUCCCUGCGGCCGACAAGCUCCCCAUCAUGGGAGGAAAUGAUAACAACUACCAUGGACUCCUCUGAAGCUAGAGAUGGCUUCCUUGUGCUGUCGGUGGCAGAUGCAGCCUCUAAACAGGAACUGGUGGACUACCAGAUCCCGGUCAAUUCACUACAGCCAUUCCACCAGUACCAUCUGGAACUUGUCAAGCCAAAGAGGGGAGUUCUGAACGGAGUGCGGGUGUUUGCUACAAUAACCCGAAAACUGCCCCAGCUUCCUAAAGACGCAUCAUCACCAAACUAUCUGGGACUAGAGGUUUUACUUCAAGCUGUACAGAAGCCGUUACAGACCUCCAUGGGUCCACUUAUUGCUGUAGCAAGAAUAGUUCCUGAUUUCUACAAUUACAAGAGUAACUACUUGAUCUCCCACCCCCGAGCUGCUGGGGUGAGCAUGGCCAGUGUAUCUUUUCCUUCACCCCACCCAGCCUCCUUCAGCGUCCCCCCAGGAACUAAGCAUGGUUAUCCUCAGAUAAGCCUGCCUGGUAAGCCUGAUGUACAGCCAGAGUGGAACCACCCCUACCUGUUUUGUGAUGAGAGGGACAAGGCCACACUGUUCACACCAUCAGCAGCACUGGUCAUCGAGUACUACUAUCAGGACACAGCGAUGACAGACGAGUUUUGGAGGAUGAAAAGUCCAAUGGGAUUUUCGGCUUUACAGCUUGACAAAGAUUUGUACAAGGAGCUGAUUAAGGAGAAUGCAAUUAAAGGCUUGAGAGUAGACAACUUACCUGUACAGGUUUUUAAGGACUACCCCAGAGGUACAGAAAUUGUGACAAUUGAUGGUAGAGAACCCACAGUUGGCCUCAUUCUAAAGCUGAUCACUACCAAUGAGCCAAAUGCUAUGGUGAAGGCAGACAACCUAGAAUUACUUCCUGCGCUGGAUUUGUUCCCGGAGCCUAGUGCCGGAUACUAUCGCACUGCAGACGGCAGAAGUGACAACAAAUCACCAGAGGUUCUGAAGGUCAACUUCGCUGACACAACAUCCUGGGACUCCAUACCGACAGAGAGACUGGACUCUCCACCAGCACAGCCUGGGUACUACCUACAGAAAAAGUACAAGAAACCCAUGUCUCCUAAUUGUUUGUUCCAAGUCUAUUCAUUGUCAGGUUUACAGCCGAUUAAAGAUGGGGACCUGCCACCUUAUGAAGCCAUGGAGUCCAUAUUGCCGGACUAUCAGUACAUCUUUGUGGAUCCAGACAAUAAGUCUGGACGUCCACCACAGAGACCACCAGCCGCCACUCAGAUGCCAGGGGGACCCUCAACCAGUCGUCAGCCUGCAGAUCUUGACCAGACUUCAAUAAACGUGCUUGACCACCAGAUGAAGGAACUGGAGAAUUAUCGAGCUGCUGUUCAACGCAUGGGUCAGGACAUCUUGGCUCUGCGCCAACAGAUCCGUGAGCUUGAGACCAAUAACAGUCAGCUCCGUCGAGAUCUGGCUAAUUACAAUGAUGCUAGUAAACUAAUGAUUGAAUCAUCGGAACUUGACAACCUCACCAAACCUGAGGUCAUGUCCAGAUAUGCCAUCUUGAAACAAACUCUAGUAGUAAACAGUAAUGAUCUCAAAAGCUACAAAGUAAGAGUUCAGCGACUGCAGAAUGAACUAAUCAAAAAAAAUGACCAGGAGAAGAGGUAUAUAAAGAUUGCCCAGAACCACAAGCAGCACACAGAGGUGGUCACCAAGCUGCAGGAGAAACUGAAGAAGAUGAGAACGGUGGAGGAGGCUUGCAAGAAACAGGAAAAGGUCAUCGAGAAAAUGGAGAGGAUCCUGGAGAAGCAGCACAAGGACAGAAGCAAAAAAUCAUCAGGUGCAGCGGAAGAGGCCAAUGAAGCUUUACUGGAGGAAAACAAGCGGCUGCGACAACAGGCAGACGACUUACGGGACCAGCUGAGAUUAAAUAACAAGGGGUCCGAUUCUGACACAGAUAAACUGGAGCUUUACCAGGCCCUCGAGAAAGCGGAGGCUAGGAUACAGUCACUAGAAAGACAGCUUGCUGAGAAUUCCAGAAGUUGGGGCAAGGAGAGAGCAGACAUGUCGUUACGGUUAAAUGAAGCAGAACAUGGUUUUGGUCGAUCGGGUGGAAUGGUUCUACACGAUUACCCGGUCUAUAAUGACAAACUUGCAAGGAACAGUCCUCGUCGAUUAUCUCCACUUUACCGUUGACACGCUUCAGUGACCUCACCUGGUGCUUAAAACACGGUUGCUGUAAGCAGCUAGUCUGAUUGACAGAUGUCACUCGUACAUAUAGUGUAUUUCAGUCACACCCCCAACGGGACCACCUUCGUAUCCAACAGAGCAAACAUCAACUUUACUGCCCUAAUUUUAUGAAUGUUGGGAGAAUUUUAAAAAUAUUUACUAAUCUGCACUUUUUAUAUUGACAAGUGAAUGAAUGUAUGCCAGUUUCUGUGUUAUUUGUAAACUGAAAGCUUAGAUGUUGAUAUUUUCACAACAUUCAUAGUUAAAGUAUCCAUGGUAACUAAUGAACUGUCUAAUCAUACUUCAUUGUAAUACUAUGAUGCUUAACUGUAAGUUCGAACAUCCUCCCAAAAUAUUUAUGUUGUGAUAGCGGAUCAGAUUCUACUAUGAAGCUUUCCGUCCCUUGUAAAUGUUGUAAAUUUUUACAUUGUUAUCACUUCAAUUAUUUAUGCAUUAUUGUUAGAGACAAUGUAUUUUGUUGGAAAUAAAUUAUUGAGUUAGUUGCAAUAUU
This is a messenger RNA of Ostrea edulis (European flat oyster), 3841 nucleotides long. RefSeq names its product coiled-coil domain-containing protein 33-like. The transcript has 23 exons. Gene Ontology annotation, cellular component: peroxisome. Lineage: Eukaryota; Metazoa; Mollusca; Bivalvia; Ostreida; Ostreidae. The record is from RefSeq and is a predicted model, not a curated record. Bases 109 to 3297 code for a protein of 1062 amino acids.